GAGGACGGGUUCCGCGCGCUCCGCGGCAGCGCAGGCGGGUCCCCUCCCCCCGGAAGGUUCGCGAAGGAGCCGCCGCCGCCGCCGCCGAGGAGCAGCCGCCGCCAGGGCCGGUCCCCGGGGGCGCCAUGGCGACCGGAGCGAACGCCACGCCGCUGGGUAAGCUGGGGCCCCCCGGGCUCGCCCCGCUUCCCGGGCCCAAGGGGGGCUUCGAGCCGGGGCCUGCGCCCGGGCCCGGGGCGGGUCUGCUGGCGCCGCCGCCGCCGCCGCCGCCCGUGGGCUCCGUGGGGGCCCUGACCGCGGCCUUCCCGUUCGCGGCGCUGCCGCCGCCGCCGCCGCCGCCCCCCCCGCCGCCCCAGCAGCCGCCGCCGCCGCCUCCGCCGCCGUCCCCGGGCGCGUCGUACCCGCCGCCGCCGCCGCUCUACCAGCGCGUGUCGCCGCAGCCGCCGCCCCAGCCGCCGCGUCAGGACCAGCAGCCGGGCCCGGCCGGCGGCGGAGGAGACUUCCCGAGUAAGAAGCGGAAGAGGAGCCGAUGGAACCAAGACACGAUGGAGCAGAAGACGGUGAUUCCAGGAAUGCCCACGGUCAUCCCCCCUGGACUGACCCGGGAGCAAGAGAGAGCUUACAUAGUGCAACUGCAGAUAGAAGACCUGACUCGUAAACUGCGCACAGGAGACCUGGGCAUCCCCCCUAACCCUGAGGACAGGUCCCCUUCCCCUGAGCCCAUCUACAACAGCGAGGGGAAGCGGCUCAACACCCGGGAGUUCCGCACCCGCAAGAAGCUCGAGGAGGAGCGGCACAACCUCAUCACGGAGAUGGUCGCCCUCAACCCCGACUUCAAGCCCCCCGCGGAUUACAAACCUCCAGCAACACGGGUGAGCGACAAAGUCAUGAUUCCCCAGGACGAGUAUCCAGAGAUCAACUUCGUGGGGCUGCUGAUCGGGCCCAGAGGGAACACCCUGAAAAACAUCGAGAAGGAGUGCAAUGCCAAGAUCAUGAUCCGGGGCAAAGGGUCUGUGAAGGAAGGGAAGGUCGGGCGCAAGGACGGCCAGAUGCUGCCCGGGGAGGAUGAGCCGCUGCAUGCCCUGGUCACGGCCAACACCAUGGAGAAUGUCAAAAAGGCCGUGGAGCAGAUCAGGAACAUCCUGAAGCAGGGCAUCGAGACUCCAGAGGACCAGAACGACCUGCGGAAGAUGCAGCUGCGGGAGCUGGCGCGCCUGAACGGGACCCUCCGGGAAGACGACAACAGGAUCUUGAGACCCUGGCAGAGCUCAGAAACGCGCAGCAUCACCAACACCACCGUGUGCACCAAGUGCGGCGGGGCCGGCCACAUCGCUUCCGACUGCAAAUUCCAGAGGCCUGGUGACCCUCAGUCCGCUCAGGAUAAAGCACGGAUGGACAAAGAGUACCUGUCCCUCAUGGCUGAACUGGGUGAAGCACCUGUCCCAGUGUCUGUGGGCUCCACCUCGGGGCCUGCCACCACCCCGCUGGCCAGCGCGCCUCGGCCUGCUGCUCCUGCCAACAACCCCCCUCCGCCGUCUCUCAUGUCCACUACCCAGAGCCGCCCACCCUGGAUGAAUUCUGGCCCUUCAGAGAGUCGACCCUACCAUGGCAUGCACGGAGGUGGCCCUGGCGGGCCUGGAGGUGGCCCCCACAGCUUCCCACACCCAUUGCCCAGCCUGACAGGUGGCCAUGGCGGACAUCCCAUGCAGCACAACCCUAAUGGACCCCCACCCCCUUGGAUGCAGCCACCACCGCCACCGAUGAACCAGGGCCCCCACCCACCUGGGCACCAUGGCCCUCCUCCAAUGGAUCAGUACCUGGGAAGUACGCCUGUGGGCUCUGGGGUCUAUCGCCUGCAUCAAGGAAAAGGUAUGAUGCCGCCGCCACCUAUGGGCAUGAUGCCGCCGCCGCCGCCGCCGCCCAGUGGGCAGCCCCCGCCCCCGCCCUCUGGUCCUCUUCCCCCAUGGCAGCAGCAGCAGCAGCAGCCCCCGCCGCCCCCGCCGCCCAGCAGCAGUAUGGCUUCCAGUACCCCUUUGCCAUGGCAGCAAAAUACGACGACUACCACCACGAGCGCUGGCACAGGGUCCAUCCCGCCAUGGCAACAGCAGCAGGCGGCUGCCGCAGCUUCUCCAGGAGCCCCUCAGAUGCAAGGCAACCCCACUAUGGUGCCCCUGCCCCCCGGGGUCCAGCCGCCUCUGCCGCCCGGGGCCCCUCCCCCUCCGCCGCCUCCGCCGCCUGGUUCCGCCGGCAUGAUGAUCCCUCCCCGCGGCGGCGAUGGCCCGAGCCAUGAGAGUGAGGACUUUCCGCGCCCAUUGGUGACCCUUCCAGGCAGACAGCCUCAGCAGCGCCCCUGGUGGACAGGAUGGUUCGGCAAAGCAGCCUGAGUUAUUUUUGUGGACGGAAUCAGAACACGCUGGCUCCAUAUCGUGAAAUUUUUAUUAAUUUUUUCUUUUUUCUUUGUUAUUUCCUUACCUCUUCCUUUCUCCAGACUCCGUCCAAGGAGACGCUCUCCCUGGUCUUCUGCUGCAAUUAGAUUCCUUUUCUUUCUUCUCCAUCCCUCCUCUUCCCUUGCCAAGGAAGGGGGAGCAAGUGGCUGUAGGCACGGACCGUGGCCUUUGGUGCUGGGCUGGGGGGGAGUGGGAGGUUCGGGUUCGAAGUUGUUCCAGGUGCCGAGGGCGGCCCCGAGCGUGUUCACAUGCGUGGUUUUGAACAAGCCGGCCUUGCUGAGGGCUGUAGAGCCACUGAGGGCAGGGCCUUCCCCCAGGCCUGGACUUUGCAUCCAGCCUGGAGACAGUGUCGGGCCCUCUGGCUAUGGGAGCUGCCUCCAGCGCCACUUGCUCCUGUCCUUCUGGAAGCUUCUUUCACAUUUUAUUUUAAUCCCAACGUCUGACUGUUGCAGUGUCUGGGGCUUUGGACCCUGUGUUCUUCGUUCUGCCUCCUCCCCUGCCCCCACCUCCCCUUCAUGGAGUGAUUAUGUUGACAAUAAUGUAUAACGCGCGUUCUCUUCACUGGUUUAUCUACAGAAAUUUCUUGGGCUUUUUUUCGGUGUUUGAUUCGACACUGCGCUAAAGUGGGGAUGUUCCAUUGAAUAAAAGAGCAGUGUGGUUUUCU
Messenger RNA from Lepus europaeus (European hare), 3111 nucleotides. It is a transcript of the gene SF1, whose product is annotated as splicing factor 1. Gene Ontology annotation, cellular component: nucleus. Gene Ontology annotation, biological process: regulation of mRNA splicing, via spliceosome. The record is from RefSeq and is a predicted model, not a curated record. Gene Ontology annotation, molecular function: zinc ion binding; mRNA binding. The transcript has 14 exons. Bases 126 to 2384 code for a protein of 752 amino acids. Lineage: Eukaryota; Metazoa; Chordata; Mammalia; Lagomorpha; Leporidae.